Messenger RNA from Amoebophrya sp. A25, 1231 nucleotides. The record is from the annotation of a GenBank genome assembly. Lineage: Eukaryota; Dinophyceae; Syndiniales; Amoebophryaceae.
GAUCAACUAAGUACUAACGUGAAGAACUCUGUCUGAGGUAGCUUUACUAAAGAAUGCUACUCGUAUAAUCCAAGACUAGAAGCCAACAUGUCUCAAACUUCGACCGAGCAAGCGAGGGCUAUCUACGCAGGGUAGAAAAACGCAAGACCAGCUUCAUCCGCCCUGUACGCACUAGAGCGCCGCUUUUACUGUUUCGGCUUCGGCACCGCCUCCAGCGUCUUCGACCGAACGGAUUCCAGCGUCUUCGACCGAACGGAUUCCAGCGUCUUCGACCGAAGCGAUUCCAGCGUCUUCGACCGAACCGAUUCCAGCGUCUUCGACCGUAUGGAUUACGACGGCUUAGACCGUAUCUUGACAACGGCUUCGACCGUGUCGAUUGUGACGGCUUCGACCGUAUCUACUACGGCGCCUUGUUCGACAGCCACCGUAACGGCAUCGACUGCAGCCUCCCCUUCCUUCGACAGCGAUAACUUUCACACAAGGGAACUCACGAGUCUUCGGAUACGUAGGAGGAGGCAAGGAUACGAACGUUCUAGGCCUCGUGCCGCAUGCGGAAGGACAUCGAGGAGUAAUGGCUCCAUUGGAGGAUACCGCUUUGCCACUUCUUCAUCAUCCACAGGAAGACAACGCAAAGAAGUUCGCUUUCGACGAGGUAAAUUACCUGCUUAAAUUUUCUAAAGAUCCAUCAAGGGUCAAAACAUACUACAUGAGUGAGUCGUGCGAAAGAUCCUUUACCCAUACUUACACCAAUCACGCAACAAACGCAUGUCAAUAAUACAACAGACUAUCAACGAAAGUCAGGCUCUUCACCCAGCGAGCUCAGUAGCCGACGUUGGAUGAUUCGUGUGGCCUUCGUCGGUGUGAUAAGCGAGUGGCGUGUUGGCGCGGCCACGUUAUGGACGUCGGCUGGAGUCUAUUCAGCGAAUGCGUAUCGACGUCGCAGCCUGUCAGUGCAGAUGCGUACCAGCAGAGGCGAAGGGCCGACCCUGAAACUGAUGGUGAUUACCAACAACUUCUUAUACCGCUCGACGAUUUAGAUUCUUUAGAUUUUUUAGGAUCGUCACCUUUGUUUCUUAUCACAUCCAAAAACCUCCAAAAUCCUCUCAUAAGUUCUCCUUGGUUCUUGGUCCUGCAAUCUGCUCCCAAAAAUAUACAGCUUUCGAAGACGUUCCUCUUGGUUCGCGGCAGUUCGUGGUCUCCUCCGUGGCCGAGGUCGCUCUAUCCGGAGUGA